Danio aesculapii is the source of this 1031-nucleotide messenger RNA. RefSeq names its product POP4 homolog, ribonuclease P/MRP subunit (gene pop4). Gene Ontology annotation, biological process: rRNA processing; tRNA 5'-leader removal. The record is from RefSeq and is a predicted model, not a curated record. Lineage: Eukaryota; Metazoa; Chordata; Actinopteri; Cypriniformes; Danionidae. Gene Ontology annotation, molecular function: ribonuclease P RNA binding. Bases 4 to 663 code for a protein of 219 amino acids. Gene Ontology annotation, cellular component: ribonuclease P complex; ribonuclease MRP complex. The transcript is spliced from 7 exons.
GCUAUGGAACGUGUGGUGCAGUCAGAAAUCCCAUCAGAUCAAAGCCAUCUUUUGGGAGUUGAGUCUCAACAUGGCGCAGAUGCAGAGGCUUUCACCAAAGCAUUCGUCAAGAAUAGCAUUCCCCAUAUGAAAGAUGCAGCUAUCGAGGAUAUGAUGGCACGCAAGGCGGUGGUCCUGGAAUAUAAAAGACCAAAGAAAAAGGUGAAGAAGGCAAAAGCCAAGGGACUGAAUGCCAAAGAAAGAAGACGGCUGCAAAUAUUCCAGCUCAAACCUGAACAUCAAAAAUAUGAACUCUUCCUACCUCUGCAUGAGCUGUGGAAAAGCUAUAUUGAGGAUCUGUGCAAUGGAUUGAAACCAGGAAGCAACCCACAAGUGAUCCAGCAGAAGCUCUUGAAAGCUGAUUUCCAUGGUGCCAUCUUAACAGUUGUCAGAUCGAAAUGCCCUUCGUAUGUGGGUCUAACUGGCAUUCUUGUACAGGAACUGAAGCACAUCUUCAAACUCAUUACAAAAGAGGACAAACUAAAAGUUAUACCAAAGAGGAACAGUGUGUUCAGUGUGGAGGUUGGUGGUUUCGUAUCUCACAUCUAUGGCAGCAAGUUUGAACUGCGCUCCAGUGAGCGAUCAGCCAAGAAAUUCAAAGUCAAAGGGACUAUUGACUUGUAACGGAACACAUUCACAUUGUCAUCUAUAACUGAUGUCCUAUACUGGAGCAUAGGAGAUGUUGAAGACAAGACAUCCAGUCAGUAUUCAUUAAUCAUGUCAUUUAUUUUGUUUUUAAUUUAAGGACAGAUUUUAUUUCCAUCGCUUGUAUCUGGAAAAACUAGAUUCCUUUAAUGUUAGUGAUACUCUUUACCUUUAACGUCCACAAGGGGGAGACAGUCCCCCAGCCCCCCUUUUUUUUUUUUUUUUUGCAGAGGAACAAGGAAAUUCACCCAAUUUAUUCUUUGUAUUUAUGACCUCAUUUAUUUGACUAGGACAAAGGCAAGACUGUAAAUACUUUAAAUAAAUAAAAAUAAAAAAACACAAAAAGA